Rasamsonia emersonii CBS 393.64 is the source of this 1530-nucleotide messenger RNA. RefSeq lists its product as uncharacterized. Gene Ontology annotation, molecular function: protein binding. NCBI's taxonomy places the organism in Eukaryota, Fungi, Ascomycota, Eurotiomycetes, Eurotiales, Trichocomaceae. The record is from RefSeq and is a predicted model, not a curated record. The coding region runs from base 1 to 1530 and encodes 509 amino acids. The transcript is spliced from 4 exons.
AUGCCGAAACAAAAGGCCCUCCUGAAGGAGACUACAUCGAGCAAAAGCAAGGGGAAGAAGAAGGGGAGACAGCAGAACCAGGACCCCGAGACGGCAGAUGAGUUCCUCGCUGCUGGCGUCGAGCAGGAGGAAGGCGGCGAGAAAUGGCGGGCCGGAGACGCUGUCAAGGCGAUGCGGUUCUUCAUGCGCGCUAUCGAUUUCUAUGAUAAUGGACUGGCUAAGUUUCCUAAUUCGUUUGAUUUGGCUUAUAAUAAAGCAAGAGUUCAGUACGAAAUAACGCAACAUCCAAAAUUGGCUUCUCAGCUUCCGGCCCCGCUGAUCAAACUCUUGCACAUCGCCCUCCAGUCCCAUCGGGAGGCUCUCGCUCUCCAGCAGGACAAUGCAGACAUCCUGUUCAACACGGCGCAGGUCCUGACGAGCCUCGCAGAGGCUAUCACCGAGUCAAAGCGCCCCUCGGAGGAGCAGAUCCAAGAAGCCCUCGGGUAUCUUCGAGAAGCGCUCGAGCUCUUCCAGCGCUGCUUGGCUCUGCAGGAGCUCCGCUACACAGAGUCUCAGGAGCAGAUCAGGAUGAUGGAAGCCGGCGAGUUUGACGCCGCAGGUGAUGAUGCUGGGGUGGCAGUAUCGCAGGGACAGGGACCAUCAGAACCAUCGGAACCACAGGAGUCCCAGGAAGAAGAACAGUGGGCAACAGUGGUGGAGCCGGUCACAAAGAACACCCUGGUGGACACAGCUGUGGCGCAGCUGGAGACACUGGCGACUCUGUGCAGUCUUCUGACGUUCGAUCCUGGAAGCGGUAUUGCUUGGGUGGAGGAAUAUUCCUACGAUCUCUUGAGGACAAAGAUCCCCGCCUAUGUCGAGGGAACAGACCGACAUCACGAAGUUGCCCGGGCUCGCGCGCAAUUCUUGGCUGCUCUCACCGAGAUUCUGUACAGAAGCGGACGGAUAGAUGUUGAAACGUAUCAGAGGGAGCUCAGUGGCGCGUUCCCUCCCGACUUAGAUCUUUCCAAGGACCCAGUAGGGCUCUGUAGCAAGGCCGAGGCCCUCACAUCGUUCAAUUCAGCCAUCGCGGGCAACCUACCUGCGCAAAGUGCUGAGCAGGCAAGCAAAUCGUUAGCGCUGCGCUGGCAAUCCCUAUCGUCAGCUUUAGAAGCCUUGUCUGCGGCAUCCAAGAUCGCGACGGCUGAAAACGUUCCCAAGAUCCAUCUCGCGAGGGGGGAUGCAGAGAUGUCGCGGUGGCAGUUGGGCAGGCCGCCAUGGAAUUAUGCAACGUCACAGCAGUACGCGGCAACGCUUCUUAAGAACGCUCAGACAUAUUAUCGCGGUGCGGCCGCUCUUGCUCGCAGAGAUGGGGCCGCAGAACAAGAGAGAGAUGGUUCUUGUAAGGAGGCACUGGCGGCAGCCUUGGCAGGCGACAAAACCAAGCUGGAACAGCUCAGGAGUGCUGCAUCCAACGAAUUGCUGGCAGUUGCCGAAGACAUGGUGGAAGAUGGAUUGGUAACGUCCACAGACGUGGAGGCUUUGUUGUCGUAA